GUUUGGCAGCUCCACUCGGUGUAGCUCGAAGCGGUGCGUCUAUCGGUUUCGGUCGGUGUCCGUCCCGGUUGAUGCUGUUUUGUUUUUUCCUGUUGCGGAACCAGCACCGUCUUUUUGACUCAUGACAUUUUAAAACCCGGCGCUGACACCCAAACGGCUGGAUGAGUGGGCCAACGUUCACCUCACCUCCUGCAGAGGUGGCUGAGAUCAACCGCAUCCACUAUGAGCUGGAGUACACGGAGGGCAUCAGCCAGCGCAUGCGGAUCCCUGACACCCUGAAAGUGGCCCCGGAGAACCAGGCGGGGUCCGUGGCGCUUCACCAACCGCUGCCCCCUCACACGGCUCUGAUGCAGGUUCCUGAAAGGAUUGUCGUUGCAGGUGACGACGGGGACCCUCGAUUCGCUCGUCCAAGAGACUUGGAUCUGAUCCAGUCCGUCCCUCCCGUGGACCUCCUGAGCAUGAAGGCCCCACCGCGGGUCCUCACGCUGUCAGAACAACCCCUGGACUCUCUUGAAACAGACCAAACUGCCAGCUCACAGAGCAACCCCAGCCACGCUGCCGCCUUUCAUGCUCGGUCUCGGAGGGAACGGAGCGCGAGUGAGAACAUGUCUGGCCGUCACAGCAGUCACAUCAGCAGAGGCGAACUAAGUGUAACUCCUUCCCCUUCUGCCCCCCCAGUCCGUUUGUGUCCUCCCCUCUGUUCCCCCGAAGACGCGAACAUUAACCUGUUCACGGCCGCCGGCUUCCUGUCCUACAUCCAGUCGACGACGCGGCGUGCUUACCAGCAGGUCCUUGAGGUCCUGGAUGACGGCCAGCGCAGGACACACCUGGACCUGGCCAUGGAUUUAAACCCUGAUGAGUCAGGCCUCGUAGACGCCUCCUCACUGCGACGGCAGAUUGUGAAGCUGAACCGACGUCUGCAGCUGCUGGAGGAAGAAAACAAAGAGCGCUCCAGGCGAGAGGUGAUCCUGUAUUCAGCCACCGUCGCGUUCUGGCUCAUUAACACCUGGAUCUGGUUCCGUCGCUAAAACGGGACAAAACUGAGUCUCCCAAAACACUGGAAGCCAAAGCAAUUCCUUGUUCAAGGCGUCAUCACCGAGUUACUGCAUGACUCUCUACUUACAUAUAAAGGGAACCCUGGAAGCUAAAGCUCUCAACAACAAACCUCCAGAUUUUGGCAGCAAAUUCUCUUUUGAGAUUUGACUUUUUUUAGUUUUCAAGUUUAGCACUGGCAGGAGAACAUCAUAAUCUUUAGUGCAUCUAGUCAAUGUUUCAAGACUUCGCUAUGGGUAGUAGGGCAGGCUGAUAUGGCCCAGUCCUGAUGGGUAGUGUUCUGUCAAAAGUGAUUCUGGUGAGCUGUAGCAGCAGCACUUGGACUAGGAGACUAGGAGUACGCUGAACUUAGCACUUAAAGAUUCACCUCACUGCUGUAUAAACUGGCAAACUACUGGUAAAACAAAGCACAAUAACUCUACAGCUGAAUGUUUUGCUCAGCAGCUAGCAUCAGCAGCUAGCAACAGCAGCGAUGAUCUGAGCUUUCAUAUGUUAGAUCCAACAA
Messenger RNA from Stegastes partitus (bicolor damselfish), 1558 nucleotides. RefSeq names its product mitochondrial fission factor homolog A-like. NCBI's taxonomy places the organism in Eukaryota, Metazoa, Chordata, Actinopteri, Pomacentridae. The transcript is spliced from 7 exons. The coding region runs from base 162 to 1028 and encodes 288 amino acids. Gene Ontology annotation, cellular component: peroxisome; mitochondrial outer membrane. The record is from RefSeq and is a predicted model, not a curated record. Gene Ontology annotation, biological process: positive regulation of mitochondrial fission.